UCAAGCCCUCCCUAAAUUUGAGACUAAUACUGCUAAGUUAAUUUAAUUUUUUUGCUACAUCGUCAUUUUUUAUGUGAUAUAUAGAUGGAUUUAUGUUAUGAGUAAAGCUAAAGAGACAUUCUGAUAAGGUUGCUGUAGAUUCUAACUCCAUAACUUCGGACCAUUUUAACCAAAAAGGAUACAAGUUGCUGUAAGUGCUAGAUAGAUGGGAUUUAUGCCCUGCAACAUACGAUCUCUACUGCCUUUUGUAGGGAUGGUGGUUGCUAUGCUGGCUCAAGCUAGCAAUAUGGAAGUAACCAAAUUAGCUUUGUCUCAAGGGAUAAACAAAUAUGUAAUUAUUGUUUAUUCUGACGCUCUUUCUACUCUUGUUCUUCUUCCUUGUUCCUUCAUAAUCCACAGAUCAGAUCGGACUCCACUCGACUUCUCAUUACUUUGCAAAUUCUUCUUGCUUUCAGUGUUUGGAUGGUGUGCCCAGAUUUGUGGAUAUGUUGGUUUACAGUACAGCUCUCCUACACUUGGAACAGCCAUGCUCAAUCUCAUUCCAGCUUUUACCUUCAUACUUGCCAUUAUUUUUAGGUUGGAAAAACUUGAUCGGAGAAGCAAAAGCAGCAUUGCGAAAUCCUUGGGAACCAUAGUAUCCAUUGCUGGAGCAUUUGUUGUGACAUUCUACAAAGGCCCAACAGUCUUUGGCAUAGCUUCACAUAUUAAAGAAUCUCAUCAACUUUUUCAUUCACCACAAUUUUUCUGGAUGAUUGGUGCAUUGUUCCUUGCAGCUGAAGCUCUCAUGGAUUCAGCAUGGUAUAUUUUGCAGACUUUUAUUCUCAAGAAGUUUCCGGCAGUCUUAAUCAUAAUCUGUUAUCUCUGCUUCUUCAAUACGGUGCUGUCUGCAAUUUUUGCUCUGAUUGUUGUUGAAGACAGAAAUUCUUGGAAAAUAAAGCCUAAUAUUGGGUUGGCGACCAUUUUGUACACAGUAAAUAGACAGCUCGCCCUCCCUAUCUUUUAUUUUGGAUUAGAACUUCAAAACUGUUGCAAGUUGGAACUUAUUGAAUUAGUUUCGCCUGAAUUCUCUUGCAAUUUGCAGGCAGUUAUUGGACUUGCAUUUCGUAUCAGCUUGGUUGCUUGGUGCCUGAGCAGGACUGGACCUCUAUAUGUUACCCUGUUCAAGCCCUUGGCAAUUAUUUUUGUUGUUAUUAUGGAUGCCAUUAUUUUAGGAGAUCCUCUCUGUCUUGGAAGCCUGAUCGGAGCAAUCAUAAUUGUCACUGGGUUUUAUUGGGUGAUGUGGGGAAAGGCUAAAGAGGAGAAGGCAGGUGAUGACUCUGCAGUUGGAAGUUGUGAAUCAUCUAGUGACAAUGUGCCUCUGCUGGGAGACCUAGCCGAAGAGAUAUAGAUUACAGUCAUGUAUGUUCAUAUUCUGUAGAUAGUUUUAAAUGUAUAGUGUAAUUAAAUGCAGUUGUUUUUGUUUUGUUACUGGUGCUGCUUAAAUGCUUUUCUGGAACCAUUUCAAUCCUAAACAUGGAUUCUUAUUGAUUGAAUAUUCAUUGGACGAGA
This is a messenger RNA of Ricinus communis (castor bean), 1548 nucleotides long. RefSeq names its product WAT1-related protein At4g15540. Lineage: Eukaryota; Viridiplantae; Streptophyta; Magnoliopsida; Malpighiales; Euphorbiaceae. Gene Ontology annotation, molecular function: transmembrane transporter activity. Gene Ontology annotation, cellular component: plasma membrane. Bases 206 to 1387 code for a protein of 393 amino acids. The transcript has 7 exons. The record is from RefSeq and is a predicted model, not a curated record.